Molecule: messenger RNA, 1709 nt
Organism: Oncorhynchus masou masou (cherry salmon)
Lineage: Eukaryota; Metazoa; Chordata; Actinopteri; Salmoniformes; Salmonidae
Exons: 6
Coding region: 459-1295 (278 amino acids)
Source: RefSeq, a predicted model, not a curated record
UGGAGGGGGAGGAGUGAUAAUCAAUGUGAUAAUUUUACAACAGAAUACAAUAGAAUCCACUUGUUUAAACACAGCUGAGUGGUGGCAUGUAUUGUACAGGAAAGGGAAAGAGGAAAUUGCACAGCUUGAAAACAAGGUGACGUCGAAGUACCUAACUGGCUGGAACUCACACAGGGAAGGGCUGCAAGUACAAAGUCCUGCACCAGACUGCAAUCUAUCAGAGAAACUUUUAGUUCACUCCAGCCUCUUUCUUUGGGUUGUUUUUGAUGGUUGACAUUUUUCUGUUCUAUUUGCGUAAAGAUUUUUUGGGCGUGCUGUGCCCUACCCCUGAAAAGAGGGCUUCCUUUUGAAUGAAUGCACUCCUGCCACUUCCAUAAUCUCUGACUCAUAAUCCAUUGUACAGUUGGGAAGUCUCAGACUCUGUCUGUCUGUUAUUCUCUCUCUCCCUCUCAGGUGCCAUGAGGCUGCAACAAUGUCUCUCCUGGAGCCUCUCUCUGCUACCUCUGCUCUUGUUGUCUUGUGGGUACCAGUGCGUGUCGGUCCACUUCCAGACCCCGCAGCCGGUCAAUGUUCUCCCAGCCGGACGUCUAGUUCUCCAGGUCCAGAUCGACCGCGAUCCCAAAGAAAAGAUCUCCAUGAUAACCUGGGAGCGGCAGCCAGAGAACGCAAAGACCCCAGGGAAUCCUGGGAAGGUGACGUUGAUUACGUUCCCCGGUCAAGAAAAACGCUUGGACGGGCGUCUGAGUUUGGAGGAGCAGGGGUCGAUACUGAAGCUGGAGGGCUUUGGCGUGGCAGACAGCGGGGUGUACAUCGUGACCGUCACUGACCAGGCUGGCGUCAAGACCUCUGGACAGUGUACCGUCAAGGAGUACGAGGCUGUGCACCACCCCUCAGUGAGAGUGAACGUGUCCCACUCCUCCCUGUUCUGUGUGGAGACCUGGGGGACAGACCUUAAAUUCAGCUGGCUCCACGAGCGGGCAGCCAUAACCGAUGCUGUGGGACACGUUUCGCCUGAUGGAAAGACCCUCGUCGUCUCCUCCGCCCCCAUCUGUGGUCACUUCACCUGCAUGGUGAGCAACAAGCUGGGCCACAGCUCUGCCACCUACACAGCAGAGCCGUGUGAGAGAGAGGGCAAGAGGACCACGGUGGCGGUGGUCUCUCUCAUCAUCUUGCUGGUCUGUGGAGCAGCGCUCGCUUUUCUACUGUGGAGAGUUUGUUGGUUUCUGUUUAGGAGACACAGGCGAUACAGUAACAGAGGCGAGAGGCUUCAGGAUCAUUUUGAGGACAACUUGUAAUGGUGAACCAUUGAUACCAGUACCCAAGGUAUUUCGCUACACUCCCCAACUCAAAGAUGGACUCAUAAAAGGACAGUAAGUGUACAAAACACUUUGGGAGGAGCUUCCUUCCCUGUGAGCAGCAUGACCUUUCAGUGCAUUGGAACAAUGUGGAGAGUGAACUGCUUGUUGGCCAACUGACGAGUUCUAAAACUGGAAAGAGCAACUUUUGCACGAUGUGUUGCCUGUUUUUGUAGUAGCUAUCAUUUUUACACCGCCUCGCAUUGUACUGAACUACACACUACUUUUUUUAUAUAAUGCUCUAAAAUAAUUAGUUUUAAAUGAAAAACAAUUCCGUAUUUUGUAACUUUUGUAUAUUAUAAACAUUUUGUAUAUUUAGCUGUGUAUUCUUUGUAAUAAAAAGCACAUUUUAAA